AUUGGCGCUAAAAUUUGUUUGUAAAGCAAUUGAAGCAAGUUAUUUUUCGUUUUAGUUGUGAAAUAAGCACUGUUACUAUCGAAAACCGCUUUCAUUCAUCUAUUGGAGCGAUCAAGCGUGCAGAAAGUGUAAUUUCACAGCAAUUCGGCGUCCAUAUUUGUUAAUUGCUAUGAGCAAACCGUGCAACCGGAAGCCUCUGCGAAUAGUGUAGCUGUUGCAGCGCCAUUCGUGUGUGUUGUUUUGAUGUUCAUUGAAGCUUUUUCAAAAUGGAUAGUGGCAGCAGCUAUCGAACGGAAGACAGCGGCAAAGAUGUGCAGCUCGAGCAGCCAAAAUGCAGCAAAAGAAGAGGGAAGCAGCUCCUGAACGUUAACUGUUGUACUACUAGCAAAAAGCAAUCCGCAUUCCGUCGGUGCCGUCCAGGUGAUGGAUUUAGUGGCACCAAAUCAUCUCAUCUUAAGCCAUACAAUGCAUUCACCCCGUUAAGCGAGCUAAGACAACAAAUCUCCAUCCUCGUCCCAGGACAGAGCAGUUUGUGCAACUCGUUCGAAGCAAACCAAAGCUUUCCGGGCAUCGGCAGAAGGUGCAUCCGGUACGGUGGGCCUCUUACUCGAGCUGCUUUCGUAAGUGCAAUAAACUCGCCCGUACGGUUGAGCUGGGACUCGAUGGCAAACAUGGACCGGGUGCGAGUGGACGGUUCUAAUGGAGUCCGAUUCACGGCCUUCCGUCCGAAGGGAGGAUGCUUCCCGCAUGGUGUACCCUCACCGUACAACAACUCGUACAUUGCAUCGGCGUCGGAAUCGAUUGGCCGGCUGCCAAAGAGUGAUAUCAAUCCAAACAAGGCGGUUUUCACGAUCGACUCGAAAACAUCCCGUAUACUGAUCGUCAAUCGCAAUGCUUGCGAGCUGCUCGGAUACAACUCGAAAGAGCUGUGUGAGAUGGAGUUUACCAGCCUGCUGUUUAACAAAAGCAAGAUGCACGUGUCUGCUUUAGCGGAGGGCCAGUUGAACAGUGAAGAUGGGACGGUGAUAAUCCUGAGCGGAAAAGUGGUUGAGCUGUGCACAAAGUACGACAAAAACGUGGCAGUUUCGCUGUGGGUUAGGCAAAUUGACACCGAAGGCCAGAGAUGUCUAGCGGUGGCGGAGCCGGUAGAGAGGAGAGUGGCCCAGCUGGUGGUCGAUCAAAACGGUUACAUUGUAUCGGGUGACAAUGAAGCGCUGAUGCUGUUCCAGCUGGAUUCGGUGGAGAAAUUUGGAGGAAUGGAUGUAGCGCUGCUGAUACCGGCCAUUCAACUUCCAGACCCGGACACAAGCCUCAUAGCGAAGCAUAUCAGAAAGCAGAAGGCUACGGGCAAGACGCAGGACGGAGUAUCGUUUCCACUGUGUUUACUGAUAUCCCACCACGAAACUGGCACCGAUACGACGGACAGUGGGGUGUCGAAUCCAAACGCACUGCUAUACCUGAUCACAAUCUGGGUGUACACAAACCUGUCGGGGCUGCUGGUGAUCGAUGAGAAUUCGGUAAUAGAAUCGUGCAAUCAUCACUUUUCUAUGCUGAUGUUUGGCAUCCCACAGAGCAAGACCAUUGGGGAGCACAUAACGAAGCUGAUUCCCAACUUUGGCCAAGAGACCGAUUGCUUGACCAGAAGUCGUAACGCAACGCUGUCGUCCCUAGACAACGACGAGUCGGAAACGGAAACUGAUCACGUGGAGCUGGAAAACAGCAAGGAAGGAUUCCUGUCCGGCGCUCUGAAUGACAUACGAACAUCGCAGUGCGAAGCGACCGUCAGUCCUGUGAAGGAGCCGCGCAAGGUUUGCUUAGAUUUUACGAACGCCUCGCAUCCCGGUAGACGAUCAUUCAACAGUUCGGUUGCUGUAAUGAAUACGCUACCAGCGGCAGGGUCGAUGGCUGAUGGAUCACGCAUCGAACAGGCACCCGUCGCAAGCGGCAGUGAAAACGCUACAGACGAGCCGGGAAAUCAGUUCAGCAUUGUGGUAAUGUCGGAAAAUGCCUACUACGUAGAGGAUAAUAGCGAGAACAAUCGAAAUUUUGCAAACGUUUCGAACGCACAAAACAACCAUGCCUUAAAGCCGUGCACCACUUCCGCAUUUGCGUCGACCCCAGCAGCAUCAGCAGCGGCAGCAGUAGUAACAGCUGCUACGGGAGCCACACCACCAUCAGCAGCAACUGCAACAGUAUCGAGCAAUUCAUCUGCGCUAGUAGCAGGAGAUAAAGAGGUAGUGAAUAAGUGUAGCAGUGUCUUAGUAUCGGAAGAUUAUGCAAAUUUGCCGGAAAGCGAUUUGCUCACGCCAGUCAACGAAAACUCACUAUGUAUGAAUUUAUUGAACUCGAAGAAUGUGUCCAUCAACGAAACCAAAAGCCCACUGUACACUUCGGAAGACAUAAAUGUGGCACUGCUGAAGGACAGCACACCGGCUAGCGCCCCACCGGUGAUGGUAACGCCUCGGUUCAUAAAACCGUACGAGCUUGCCAAGGGGGGAGCAGGAUCGCUAGUAACGUCCACGCCGGAUCAGCACAAACGUCACUCGGCUGGCGGCAUCGCCGACAUUAUCCGACAGAUGGGAAAUGCGGGCAAGCGACUGUCGUACGUCGAUGGGAAGUAUAGAGGAGAAGCGAUACAUUACGACGGGAAUGUGAUUGACAUAAUCUACACGAUCUCGAGCCAGAUGCUUCCCUGCGGCCGGAAGGUGUACUGCAUUUGGAUAAGUCGCGAUCCAGAAUCGUCCUACAACAAUCUGGAGGAGGCGAAUGUUACGCUUACGUUUAAUAGCAUUACCAGCACGAUUGAUAAUUCGCUUGGCCAACCGAGCAAGGUCGCGAAUGCGACAGCGGCGGCUGUUACUGUUAGCCAGAGCAGACCGAACUCCGUGUCGUUGGUGUCGCAGUGCGAGGAGGAGCAGGUUUUUGGAGAGUACAACAAACACUACACAACGAUUAAGCAGAUCGGUAAAGGUGCGUACGGGUACGUGAAGCUUAGCUACCGCAAUACCGACCGCCUGUUGGUGAUAUCGAAGUUCAUUCUGAAGGAGAAGCUGUGCUCCAAUUUCAUGAUAACCACGGAGGAUAGAAAGGAGAUCCCGAUGGAGAUUUAUCUGCUGACGCACGUGAAGCAUCCCAACAUCGUGACCGUGUUCGACGUGUUUGAAAACGAAAAGUUCUUCCAGCUCGUCAUGGAAGUGCACGGUUCGGGGAUGGACUUGUUCGAGUUUAUCGACCGACGGCCGGCAAUGACCGAGAAGCUUGGCUGCUACAUUUUCCGUCAAAUUGCCAACGCCGUCGAUUACCUGCACUCACUGAACAUUCUGCAUCGCGACAUCAAAGACGAAAACAUCAUCAUAGAUCAGCACUUCCAUGUGAAGCUGAUCGACUUCGGGUCGGCCACCUUCAUGCAGGAAGGCAAGCUGUUUUCCACCUUCUACGGCACCACGGAGUACUGCAGUCCCGAGGUGUUGGCCGGGAAUAAGUACGCCGGACCGGAGCUGGAAAUGUGGUCCCUGGGCGUAACGCUGUAUGUGCUGAUGUUUUUCGAAAAUCCCUUCCUGGACAUCGAGGAAACGCUAAAGUCGGAACUGAUCAUACCGCAGGAGAUCAGUCCCGAGCUGGAGUACGUGUUGCUGUCCCUGCUGGACAAGAACCCCAAAACGCGCAUCACGAUGAAGCAACUGAUCUGCACGGAGUGGUUAACGCAAGAAAUUAACCCAAGCGCAUUCAACUUUGCCCACAUAGUGCCCUGUGAACCGUACGAAGUGAACCCGGAAAAGUACUUCAACGGCCAGAUAUACUCGAGUCAAACCGGUCUGUCCACCUCACCGCACAGCCUAUCGUUGGUGGAUGAUGAGGAUGAAGGUGACGAUGAGGAGGAGGACGAGCCGCAUGCUCACAUAGACGAUUCGUUUGUUGAUCCGGAUGAAUUGCAGGACGAUGACAUUUGUCCAUUGACGCACGACGACGAAAAGCUGCCAGAAAGAUCAUACGAACUGUACAGUGGACGCGAAACGCAUGCUGCUGGAACGAUAUUGGCCAAAGGAAUUCAGAAUCUCUCCCUACAGGAACCUUCGACAUGCAACAAUCACAGCAGUACAAUCGAUACCACCGCGGCAGUGUCUGGCGUUAUAGGUACAGGUAAUUCAAACGCUUGCUACGCGUACGCAGAACACACCGUUCCUGUCGUUGUGUCGUAUUUUGGUGGUGGGUCUCAGUCUAAUCCUUCCCUCGUAAAUAUGUCCCCGGCCGACUGUGGUGGUGCUGGUGGUGCAGAUGGAAGUGGUAACAUUGAGUCGAAUGCUAUAUCCAUUUCCACGGCCGCCAGCAGCAGCAGCAGCAGCAGUAUCAUUCCCGUUCAAUGUGUUUCCGAAUGUGUGUACAAGCCCAGUACGUUUGAGUGUGAUGUCGUUGAACGUGCAGCCUCCCUGGUCGGUGCAACAGAUGCCGAAAGCAUCCCAAGAGUCGGCUCUGUCUCGACGGCCAUCGUAAACAGCCCUUCGCUUUUGCCCCUACAAACAAUCGCCUGCGAGGAGUCCGCUAGACAAGCGUACAGACGCAGCAAUCGGCAGUCCAUGUGUGACUCGAGCUGUUCUACUACGCCAUCGCUCGCAUUGCCGCCCUCUUCCUCGGUGCUGAUGUGCACCAUGAUGCCCUACUCGGUGCUAAAUAGUGGUGACAGUUGCUGCAGCAGUGUUACCACCAUGAGCAGCUGCUGUAGCUUUGAGGAGCAUCAUUUGCAUUUCCAUUAUCCGGACGACAGCACGGCUAGCAGCAGUGCAGCCGACACGCCAACCAAUUGCUGUUCGCAGGAGUUGCCUCAAACGCAAAUUUGUACAAAAUCGGUGCUUCCGAAGAAGGGCACCUAUGACGAUGCGAGCGCCAAUUUGCUGCUGCUGGACGCACGGCACUAUGCAGCCUCUUCCUCGUCCACCAGUCCUUGCAGUUCGCUGACCUCGUCCAAGUCGGAGAACAACAUAUUCGAUGGCAAUUUCGCCACGUUUAGCUCGAUCUAUGAUGUUGUCAGCAUGGACAGUGUUACCGAUGCGGCCAAUAUGACGGCACCCGAGCUUUCGGUAAUGCUUCCAUUCCACGGCUGUGCCAUUACUGAUCUUUCACGGCCUCCUCCACCUCCGCCGGCGGCCGCCGCACUGCACGAUGUGGUGAACGUCGGUGAGAUCGUGCCGGGCCGUUGGCGUGUGGAGAAAAAAUAGUCUGAAUAAUUAAUCUAAAUUUCCACCUCGUGCGUGCGCACACGAACACACACACACUCUCUCACACAAACACUAACACACACACACACAGCCGGGUGGAACUUUAGUUAACUUUUGUACGCAAAACUUAGUGCGCAUCUACUUUGGUAGUGUACUCCAAGCAACUGCAGUUGUCUGAUUGAUGUCCUGCGAAUCUGUGAUCUGUUUUUUUAUCGACACGACAUUAGCUGCACCCCAUCAUUAUCCACCCUGUAUACGUCCUGCAUACGUAGCUUAAGGCGGGUAGGUGAGAAGUUGAGAGCAAAGCAUUUUUGAGAAUUCUUUUUGCUACAAAACUCUGAUUAGCUUUUUUGAUCACAAAGUGUUUGUUGAGCAACUAUUGACCGAAGAGCCGAAGAGAUUGCUUCGUUAACUAACGCACGCACAGAAAGUGUAGGAAUCCUGCUGAAACACUAAUCCCAAUACAAUUCUACGGAAACAGCAGCUAAGCGCAACUCGUCCAGUAAAACAGCAAAUAGUCAUUGUAGUGAAGCAAACAGCAAACAAAAAUAGUAGCAAAAUGAUGACAUUUAAUGAAAAUACUCAACUAAUAUAUCUACUUUGCACAUCGUUGUCAAUAGGCGCAUAGGGGAGAAAGCUGCACAGGAACUGUUUUGUUUGUAGAAUAGCACUGUAAUGGAUCGAUCGAGCGCGCAGCACACCUUAAAAAGCUCCUUAUUUUCGAGUUUUCCUGUGUUCCCGUCAUGUUGCAUAGUCUCAUUUUAUAUUGUAUGUGCGGUGACAUUUGUUUUUUCCUCUUAUAUUUGUCUCUUUUGUAAGUAGAUUUUCCAUUGUUUCUAUAUUCUAUCUAUGUGUUGAACACAAAUGUGUACAUAUGUUGCCUUUUGUUCUGUUCGUUGCUAUCUAUUAUCCCCGUAAUAGUGGGCAAUUUCGGGUCCUGUUUCUGUUUUGUAUUGUGUUUCAUCUUCGCUAUCGUAAUGGCGAUCUCCUUUGUGUGGCGAAUUGUGAUAAAGAAAAAGAGAUUGUUUCAAUUGUUGUCAACUCAGAUCCGGCCAAGCAAGCGCGUGGAAAGAAGGGACAGCUACGGGCCGAAAUGCAGCAACGGUCCGGACAUCAUGCGCUGCUGGGCAUGGGCACGGAUGCAGUUAUCGCGAUCGAUC
Messenger RNA from Anopheles coluzzii, 6373 nucleotides. It is a transcript of the gene Pask, whose product is annotated as PAS domain-containing serine/threonine-protein kinase. The record is from RefSeq and is a predicted model, not a curated record. Gene Ontology annotation, biological process: intracellular signal transduction; protein phosphorylation; negative regulation of glycogen biosynthetic process. The coding region runs from base 267 to 5213 and encodes 1648 amino acids. Gene Ontology annotation, cellular component: cytoplasm; nucleus; cytosol. Lineage: Eukaryota; Metazoa; Arthropoda; Insecta; Diptera; Culicidae. Gene Ontology annotation, molecular function: protein serine/threonine kinase activity; ATP binding. The transcript has 5 exons.